Messenger RNA from Naegleria gruberi, 360 nucleotides. RefSeq lists its product as uncharacterized. Gene Ontology annotation, molecular function: protein binding. The transcript has a single exon. Bases 1 to 360 code for a protein of 119 amino acids. The record is from RefSeq and is a predicted model, not a curated record. NCBI's taxonomy places the organism in Eukaryota, Heterolobosea, Eutetramitea, Acrasida, Naegleriidae.
AUGGGCAACGUACAAGAGCCAGCUAAACCAGCAACCAAAUUUGAUAAUCUUUUGGAAGAUUGUCCACAUCCAAAAGGAUGUUUGGCUUCAUUUAUGAAAACUGUUCCUGUAGAGGUGAAAUUACACACCUUUUCAUACGUUCCAAUGAAGGAUUUACCUAAUUUAUUGUUAAUUUCUAAACGAUUGAAAAAUUCCAUUCUUGGAUUUGAUAAUUUAUUUGAAAUUUAUUAUUCUGAAUUUAGAAAGACGGCAUUCGAUGAAAGAAAACAACUUUCAAGAGGAAGGUGGAAUUAUGACCUAGAUGAAAGUUAUUAUCCACAGAUUAUUCCAGAAAAUAUGAAAGAAAUUCAAACAAAAUAG